AUGAAAAUCCGAGGCCAACAUGCAAUAUUACUCAUUUCCUUACUUUCACUACUAAUUCUUACGCAACUGCAUCAUUUGGUGCCAAAUGCCAAACAAAAGUCAACUACUGCUUCAAAUAAAUCUUCGAAUGAUAAUGUUCAACUUAAUUCUAGAGAUUAUAUCAACGUUGGUUUCAGUGAAUUUGAAUUUUUACAAUCGAAGCAACACGAGAUAGAACUUGAACAAAAGUAUAAUGUAACCGCCAUAUUACUUCAUUGGAAACGAUCAACAAGUGUUGCAAGAGCCGUAAAUUAUUUAGUUGAUUCAAAUCUUUUCAAAGAAAUUAUCAUUUGGAAUAAUAAUCCAAACAUAAAUCUUAAUAAAACUAUAUUUAAAAAAAAUAAUCAUUCAUUAGAUUCUAUUCGUAUAAUCAAUUCAAAAGAGAAUCUUAAAGAUGAAGCCAAAUAUCGUGCAUGUGCUGAAGCAAACACUAUGGGUUGCUUCUAUGUCGAUGAUGAUUGGGAUG
Rotaria sp. Silwood2 is the source of this 505-nucleotide messenger RNA. Lineage: Eukaryota; Metazoa; Rotifera; Eurotatoria; Philodinida; Philodinidae. The record is from the annotation of a GenBank genome assembly.